Messenger RNA from Arvicanthis niloticus (Nile rat), 702 nucleotides. Lineage: Eukaryota; Metazoa; Chordata; Mammalia; Rodentia; Muridae. The record is from RefSeq and is a predicted model, not a curated record.
AUGGUGCCAGUGAGAAGCCCCAGGUUUGGUCCCCAGAACCAAAUAAACCUGGGCACGGUGGUGUGUGGCUAUAGUUCUGUGGGCACGGUGGUGGGUGGCUGUAGUUCCGUGGGCACGGUGGUGGGUGGCUGUAGUUCCGUGGGCACGGUGGUAUGUGACAGUAGUUCUGUGGGCAUGGUGGUGUGUGGCUGUAGUUCCGUGGGCACGGUGGUGUGUGGCUGUAGUUCUGUGGGCAUGGUGGUUGGUGGCUGUAGUUCUGUGGGCAUGAUGGUGUGUGGCUGUAGUUCUGUGGGCACGGUGGUGUGUGGCUGUAGUUCCAUGGGCACGGUGGUGUGUGGCUGUAGCUCUGUGGGCACGGUGGUGUGUGGCUGUAGUUCUGUGGGCAGGGUGGUGGGUGGCUGUAGUUCUGUGGGCAUGGUGGUGUGUGGCUAUAGUUCUGUGGGCACGGUGGUAGGUGGCUGUAGUUCUGUGGGCAUGGUGGUUGGUGGCUGUAGUUCUAUGGGCAUGGUGGUGUAUGGCUGUAGUUUCGUGGGCACGGUGGUGUGUGGCUGUAGUUCUGUGGGCACGGUGGUGUGUGGCUGUAGUUCUGUGGGCACGGUGGUGUGUGGCUGUAGUUCCGUGGGCACAGUGGUGUGUGGCUGUAGUUCUGUGGGCACGGUGGUGUGUGGCUGUAGUUCUGUGGGCACGGUGGUGCACACUUGA